AUGUCGUCUCCAACACACAACUGCUGUCAUCCAAAGCAACAACAGCCGCAAACGACAGCAGGAGAACUUGCGAGCGUCAUGCAGGAAUUGCGUCAACGAUUCAACAAACCGACGAACCCGAACGAUGUGCCAGUUCAGCCUGUGCAGAAGAAGGAGCAGAAAAAGCAGCGUAGCUAUCUUCAGAGAAGAAAUGCUUUCCGAAGGCAGUGUAAGAAGCGUUUAGGAUGUAAGAUACAUUCACCAGCUAUGCUGUUUAAAUUAUUAUUUUUAGGGGAUAUUUUCUCCAAGAUCGAGAUGUGCAGUGAGACAGAACUUCUCAGCGACUGGAACAAAUUUCCAGAGGGGAAGUUGUGUGAUUGUUCAGAAAGAUUUCUCUUUUGGCCUGAUUGCUUUUAUGGCCGUCAGCAUACCAAAUCCUGCCCGUCCCUUUUCGUGUAUUCUCCUAGACUGAAGAAGCUUGCUGUCAAAUUGGAUCCCGAAACUCCGGAUUUCUUGAAAAACAAGUCCAAGCGGGAAGCCAUGGAGAAGCUUGAUGGUAACGAGAAAUCGCCUAAGCACUGCGAUGAGGCCAUUGAUAAGCCUGACUGCUCUGACCAACAUCUUGCCAAGCUCGACCCGAAGCAACAACAACUGCAAACGACAGCAGAUCUGACGAGUGUCAUGCUGGAAUUGCGUCAACGAUUCGACAAUCGGACGACCGCGAAGGAUGUGCCGACUCAAUCUGUGCAGAAGGAGGAGCAGAAAGAACAGCUUAGCUUCUUCCAAAGGAGGGAGGCUUUUUGGGAGGAGUGCCUAAAGCGUUUAGGAUGUAAGAUCCAUUCACUAACCAAUUUGUUUAAAGCCUUAUUAUUUUUAGGGGGUAUUAUCGAACGGAUCCAGAUGCGGAGCGCGGAAGAACUUCUCAACGACAGGAAGAUGUUUCCGAAGGAGGAGUGGUGUGAUCGUCCAAGCUCGCAAUAUAAUUGCUCUUAUGGCUGUCAGCAUACAAAAUCCUGCGAAGCUUUCUUCGAGUUUUCUCCUGAGUAUAUGAAGCAUAUUGCCAAAGUCGAAGCCAUAACUGGCCACAGAGGUCCAACCUACUUGACUAAGAAGUCCAAGCAGGAAAACGUGGAGGAGUGUGAUGCGGAUGAAAAAUCGUCAGAGUACUACGAGGGUGGCAAUGAUCGUCCUUCCUGCUCUAGCCGUCGACUUAUUGCCAGGUCCUACGAAUACCUCACUCCUGCUUCACUUGAUGCUGUAACAGCCAACUUUAGGAGCGACAGGGCUGCCAGCAAUUUGACAUCAUCUUCUAAUGACUACUUUGGCCAGACAUCUGAAAACUUCAGUCUUGAGCCUCUUCUAGGUUCACUUGAGGAUAUCAAUUCUACAAAGACUUGCCCUCAAACUACCAAUCAGAGAAAUUACUUCUUGGACGAGGAAUGGAGUUUGGACUUUGUCUCUGUUGGUUCGUCAUGUGUAAGCCUGAAUACCAUGGAAGAGCUUGAUCCGGAAAAAUGGCAAUUGUUGGAAUACUCUGUUAGACCCUUUGCCUCAUUCGACGACUUCUUUGCUAUGUCAUCGGCGUCUUCCGGAAAUGUCUUCUCCCCGAGCACUCCAGUGUCAGUUCCAACAAUAACUAGAUCGGCGUCUACUGGCGACUUUGAAGAUAUGGAAUCUGUUCCCUCUUCUAUUCAGUCUUCUGUCAGUUUUCUGUUUAGUCCUCCCGAAGCGAGAGAAACAGUGAGCCUUCAAACUACCAUUCAGAAAGAGUAG
Molecule: messenger RNA, 1752 nt
Organism: Meloidogyne enterolobii
Lineage: Eukaryota; Metazoa; Nematoda; Chromadorea; Rhabditida; Meloidogynidae
Source: the annotation of a GenBank genome assembly